AUGUGUGAUAACGAUAAGCCUUCUGCAGAGGAUAUAGCUACAAUGUGCUACAGUAAAUAUAGGUCCCUGCCUAAAACUGGAAAACCCACCUCCAACCAGUGGACGGUUUUAGCUGGAAUCGUAGAGUCAAACCUGCAAACGAAGAGCAAUCAAGUGGUGGCCAUUGGUUUGGGCACCAAAAGCAUUGGCCAUACAAAACUUUGCGAUAAUGGAUUCAUUCUGAACGAUUCCCAUGCUGAAGUCUUAGCACGACGAGCAUUUCAAAGGUAUUUGUACCACGAAUUAAGGCAAGACCGAAUCUUUCAUUGGAACUGUAAUAGUCAAUGUUAUGACCUAGACGAGAACGUUGAAUAUCACUUUAUGAGCACUCAGACGCCCUGCGGAGAUGCCUGCAUCGUGGUUGAAGAGGAGCCUGAGAAGCAAACGAAGCGGCCGCGACUCUCUGAAGAAUCUGAUUAUAUAUUCACUGGAGCUAAACUAAUGAGCAACGACAUGGAAUCUAAGGAAGCAUUAUUCGAUGCUAUGCAGCAGACACCAGGAGCUCUGAGGACCAAACCUGGUCGUGGAGAUCGCACCUUAUCCAUGUCUUGUAGCGAUAAAUUAUCUAGGUGGAAUGUACUCGGGGUCCAAGGAGCACUGCUAGAUUCUCUGAUAUCCAAACCAAUCUACUUUAGUACCCUCAACUUUUGCUGUCCUGAUGCGCACUUGGAAUCUUUACGAAGAGCCAUUUAUGAACGAUGGGAGAGCCGGAACUUUAGUCACCGCAGAUUUCAGCCUCAAAAACCAACCAUUCGCAUUAUCCCUGAUCUUUCUUUUGAGUUUACUCAGUGUGCUGAACGGCAGCCCUCGCCCAAUGGGUUGGUUUGGUCUCUACUGCCGGAGAACAAGAAGCCCUAUGAAAUAUCUGUAAAUGGCAAACGUCAAGGGCUGACCAAAAAGGUGAUAAAUACUCCACAAGCUGCCUUGGAAAUAAGCAAGUAUAAGCUAUUUCUAACAUUUAUCGACUGCGUUACCUCCAACCCUGAUCUGAGCGAAAAGUUUCGCACAAAAGGUACCAAUCUCGACGAAACAACAUAUGGAACAUGUAAAAGCUGGGCAACAGUUUACCAAGCGGCAUGGCUUCAAUUAAAAGAUGAAUACUUUCUUAACUGGACCACAAAGCCAAGUCACCUACUGAAUUUUGCAAAAAAAAAUAUCGAAAAAAGUUAACUUGUUGAAGAAAAACUUGUUUGUAUAUAAUUGUAAUGCAAUUAUUGUAUAUUAAUUUUGUAUAUAAUU
Messenger RNA from Drosophila bipectinata, 1278 nucleotides. RefSeq names its product Adenosine deaminase, tRNA-specific 1 (gene Adat1). The record is from RefSeq and is a predicted model, not a curated record. Gene Ontology annotation, biological process: tRNA processing. Gene Ontology annotation, molecular function: tRNA-specific adenosine deaminase activity; RNA binding. NCBI's taxonomy places the organism in Eukaryota, Metazoa, Arthropoda, Insecta, Diptera, Drosophilidae.